Messenger RNA from Nerophis ophidion (straightnose pipefish), 3922 nucleotides. RefSeq names its product linkage group 18 C19orf47 homolog (gene lg18h19orf47). The transcript has 8 exons. NCBI's taxonomy places the organism in Eukaryota, Metazoa, Chordata, Actinopteri, Syngnathiformes, Syngnathidae. Gene Ontology annotation, cellular component: nucleus. Bases 24 to 1217 code for a protein of 397 amino acids. The record is from RefSeq and is a predicted model, not a curated record.
CGUCACUGCACAUUGGAGUAAACAUGGCGUCCGUGACAACAGCCACCUCAGAGUGGAUCCAGUUUUUCAAGGAUGCUGGGAUCCCGGCCGGCCUCGCUGUGACGUAUGCAGUGUCCUUUGUGGAUAACAGAAUUCAAAAGAACAUGCUGAUGGACCUGAGCAAGGACAUCAUGAUGGACCUCGGCAUCACUGUGGUCGGCGACAUCAUUGCCAUUCUCAAACACGCCAAGCUUGUGCACAGGCAGGACAUGUGCAAAAUGGCCACGGAGGCCAUCAACUCAGGACAGACCAGCGUGAAAGCAGAGCUGAGAAGAACUGCCAAUACUCCUGCUACUCGUAUGAUAGCCAACGCUCUGAGCCACGACUCGCCACCAAGCACCCCAGCCCGUCGACCCGACAACCGCCUCUCAGUCACUGUGUCCAACGUGCCAGCAAACAAGAACAGCAAAGCAGGUAAACACCAAGUUGUAAGUCAGCCGGCCGACGAAGGGAACGAGUUGGCAGCCGCGAAGCACCGGCGCGUGACCGCAGAGAUGGAAGGCAAGUACAUCGUCAACAUGCCCAAAGGCACCACGGCACGCACACGCCGCAUCCUGGCUCAACAGGCCAAGAAAGGUUUGAAGCGCACCUCAGUGUUCGCGAGACUCGGCGCUGAAGCCAAGGCGGACACGGCAGCCCACACGAAGAAGCCCACCGGCGUGUUCAGCCGUCUGGACCGAGCAGACGAAUCGGAGGAGGCGCUCGGGUCGGCGAAGAAGGCGGCGAGCGCGCAGGAGGACGACAGCGACGGGGACGGCUCCGUCCUCCAGUACGCCGGCGUCCUCAAGAAGUCGACCCCCUCCGUGAGGAGUGAGCACGCCAAAAAGCGGGCCCCGAUCACAUUGCGGCGCCUGGGCGGGAAGUUUAAACAAGCCCCGCCGGAAACGCCCACUUCCUCCUCGUGCGCCAACGGCGUCCCCCCCGCCAAGGUGAGCGUGCUUCAGAGACUGGGGAAGCUCCCCGCCACCACGCACCCGGCCGCCGCGAGCGUGGCCCCCGCGGCGGCCGACACGCAGGACAACAGGGUGACCAGCACCCGGCCCAAAGCCAAGCAGAAAGGCGGCGUCACCAGCUGUAAAGUCAGCAGCAGCAGCAGCACCGCUGCGGACUGCGCGGGCGCCCAGAUGGACUUCCAGGCUGUCAGCGUGUUUAAGAGACUGGGCGGCAAAAAGAAAUAACUCACAUCCCAAACCUUUCCCUUUUUUUUUUUUAAGGAUUGCAAAUUGAUAAGUUUGAAGUUUUAUUUUGUGUACGGACAAUGACACGUUCUUUUAUUUUUACAUUUGGUGCCACCUAAAACCUCAUUUUUUUACCCUUUGAAGCUCCUCCCCUCCUACUUUAGUGUUUGGACAGAGCUGUCCCUUUAAGGAAGUAAAUAUCCAAGUAGUAGAAAAAGAGCCUGAGGCAUAAGCACGAUGGUGAUAGUAUUUAGUUUUUUUCCUGUGAAGGAUGCUGCUCUAGUCCUCUUCAACCAUUUAUUUCUUACAAGACUUUUUUCCAUUUCAAAUCUGAACAAGUUACUUUCCCCCCUCCUUUAAUGCAGUCUGAUUACAACCCAGACCAGCAACCUGAGGGUUCCUGGUUCGAUCCCCACCUUCUACCAACCUCGCCACAUCCGUUGUGUCCUUCAGUGAGACACUUCACCCUUGCUCCUGAUGGGUGGUGGUAAGAACCCCGUAUGGCAGUUCCCGCCAUCCGUGUGUGUGAAUAGUGUCCAAGCGCUUUGAGUACCUUGAAGGUACAAACCCCGUUUCCAUAUGAGUUGGGAAAUUGUGUUAGAUGUAAAUAUAAACAGAAUACAAUGAUUUGCAAAUCCUUUUCAACCCAUAUUCAGUUGAAUAUGCUACAAAGACAACAUAUUUGAUGUUCAAACUCAUAAACUUGAUUUAUUUUUUUUGCAAAUAAUAAUUAACUAAGAAUUUCAUGGCUGCAACACGUGCCAAAGUAGUUGGGAAAGGGCAUGUUCACCACUGUGUUACAUCACCUUUUCUUUUAACAACACUCGAUAAACGUUUGGGAACUGAGGAAACUAAUUGUUGAAGCUUUGAAAGUGGAAUUCUUUCCCAUUCUUGUUUUAUGUAGAGCUUCAGUCCUUCAACAGUCCGGGGUCUCCGCUGUCCUAUUUUACGCUUCAUAAUGCGCCACACAUUUUCCAUGGGAGACAGGUGUGGACUGCAGGCGGGCCAGGAAAAUACCCACACUCUUUUACUAUGAAGCCACGCUGUUGUAACACGUGCUGAAUGUGGCUUGGCAUUGUCUUGCUGAAAUAAGCAGGGGUGUCCAUGAAAAAGACGGCGCUUUGAUGGCAGCAUAUGUUGUUCCAAAACCUGUAUGUACCUUUCAGCAUUAAUGGUGCCUUCACAGAUGUGUAAGUUACCCAUGCCUUGGGCACUAAUGCACCCCCAUACCAUCACACAUGCUGGCUUUUCAACUUUGCGUCGAUAACAGUCUGGGUGGUUCGCUUCUCCUUUGGUCCGGAUGACAUGGUGUUGAAUAUUUCAAAAAACAAUUUGAAAUGUGGACUCGUCAGACCACAGAACACUUUUCCACUUUGCAUCAGUCCAUCUUAGAUGAUCUCGGGCCCAGAGAAGCCGACGGUGUUUCUGGAUGUUGUUGAUAAAUGGCUUUCGCUUUGCAUAGUAGAGCUUUAACUUGCAGUUACAGAUGUAGCGACAAACUGUAUUUAGUGACAGUGGUUUUCUGAAGUGUUCCCAAGCCCAUGUGGUGAUAUCCUUUAGAGUUUGAUGUCUGUUUUUGAUACAGUGGAAGGUCACGGUCAUUCAAUGUUGGUUUCCGGCCAUGCCGCUUACGUGGAGUGAUUUCUCCAGAUUCUCUGAACCUUUUGAUGAUAUUAUGGAGCGUAGAUGUUGAAAUCCCUAAAUUUCUUGCAAUUGCACUUUGAGAAAGGUUGUUCUUAAACUCUUUGACUAUUUGCUCACGCAGUUGUGGACAAAGGGGUGUACCUCGCCCCAUCCUUUCUUGUGAAAGACUGAGCAUUUUUUGUGAAGCUGUUUUUAUACCCAAUCAUGGCAACCACCUGUUCCCAAUUAGCCUGCACACCUGUGGGAUGUUCCAAAAAAGUGUUUGAUGAGCAUUCCUCAACUUUAUCAGUAUUUAUUGCCACCGUUCCCAACUUCUUUGUCACGUGUUGCUGGCAUCAAAUUCUAAAGUUAAUGAUUAUUUGCAAAAAAAAAAGUUUAUGAGUUUGAACAUCAAAUAUGUUGUCUUUGUAGCAUAUUCAACUGAAUAUGGGUUGAAAAGGAUUUGCAAAUCAUUGUAUUCUGUUUAUAUUUACAUCUAACACAAUUUCCCAACUCGUAGAAAAGCGCUAUAUAAUUAUAACCCAUUUAUGUAGAACAAGCCAUAGGAAGACAUUUGACCCCCCUUUCCCCCCAUCAGCACCUGCAACAGUUGUGUUUUCAGUAUUGCUCGAUCAUUUUUCUGCGCCUCCUGCUCUUACAUUUGCAGGAAUGAAUACCUCUCAACCUCCUGGUCCACUUUUCUACCACGCCGGAGUAUUCUCUACCCGAAGGCAGCAUGUUGAGUAUUUUCCAAAUGCAAUGUAUAGAUUUACUAGCCUUGAUUUGGCACAGACUACAUCUUUAUGACACUCGAUAUUUUUCUAUGUGGAAAAUUCCCGCCUGCCCCUCAAGUAGUGUGAGCAGUGGUGGGUCAGCUGGUGCUUGGUCCCGUCCAAUCAAAUGGUGUCACCCAACACCUGUCUUGUCUUUUAGACGUCACACUUGAAUUUUGGUAAGGUUCGACACAUUUUAAAUGUUUUAUUGUCUCCUGAAACAUGAAAGAGUACAAAAAAAACAAAACAGGUUAUGCAUUAAAAAACAAAAAAGCGCCUCGUAAGAAGAAUAAAAUUAAGGGUCCACAA